AUGGCGCAUUGGUUUCAUCGCAAUCCCAUGAAACCAACAGAACCUGUGAAAUUUGAUCUGAAAAGAAUGCUCACUUCUGAUUCUUCUACUAAGAUUUGUAGCGAGCUUCGGUUACGUCGAGAGAAGCUUCUCGAGUUAUUUAGAAACGCUGGCAAUGAUUUAAAGGAGGUAGAUGAGAAAUUUAAUGAAUAUCUCCGUCUUUUUGCUGGAUUUCUUGUUGACAUUGGCGUACUUGCGGUUGGUAAGUUCCUUUGUUUUUGUAAUUUCACAAAUCAUCAGUUCCUAAUGAAGAUUUGCUCUCUAGGAGGUGAUCCUGCAAGAGCAAAUAGCAAGCUGGUUCCAGUUGUUCGUUAUCAUUGGGGACAUUCCAUGUUGGGAACAGCAUCAACGGAGCAGUCGGAUGCAUGGUUUGAAGCAUUAAAUUUGAUUGAAUGCAUGGCAAUAUGGUUGACAAAACAUGCUGCCUGGGUCGCAGGCAAGGAUGAUGUGCGAGAGGUUGAAGCAAAAGAAUGCCUUUCUUGUCUUCGUCGUGCUGCUGGAAUGUUCGCAUAUGUUGGUGCAAAUUUAAAUCGGCUCACCGGUGCUUCCGACUUAGAAGGUGCUGAUUUUGAUUCAAAAGUUGUACGGGCAUAUGAAAUGCAGGCUAUUGCUGAAUCACAAGAAGUUGUCAUUGCUCGAGCGAUUGAAAUGAAGCACAAUCCGGCACUAAUCUCAUCUCUUGCCGCACAUACUGCCAGUCUGUUUGGGAAAGCGGGUGAUCAAUUGGCAUCUUUUAAGGAUGAUAUAUUCGGCAGGUGGAAGCGCUAUCUUCAGCUGAAGCAGCACUUUUAUCUUGCCUACGGUUACGCAUUCCUCGGGGAAGCGUUGCUAGCUGAAGACAAAUGUGGAGAAGCUGUCAGAGCUUGCAAGGAAGGAAUCGCAGAGUUUGAAAUAACCAAAGACUUUGCUUCCAAAUAUGGUUCUGCCACUGGUCCAGGCACGCGAAUCAAACCUGAAGAGCAUCUGUUUUUUCGGAAAAUCAAACCCUUGCUGUUGCGGCAUCUCGAAAAAGCUGAACGGGAGAACGGCUUUAUUUAUCACCAAGCGGUAGGUUUUUUUUUGGUCUUUUACUUAUUUUUCUCAUUUGUUCCCUUAGCAUCUCGCAUGAGCUUAUCAUAUCGU
Molecule: messenger RNA, 1161 nt
Organism: Strongylus vulgaris
Lineage: Eukaryota; Metazoa; Nematoda; Chromadorea; Rhabditida; Strongylidae
Source: the annotation of a GenBank genome assembly